Messenger RNA from Ilex paraguariensis (yerba mate), 1170 nucleotides. The record is from the annotation of a GenBank genome assembly. Lineage: Eukaryota; Viridiplantae; Streptophyta; Magnoliopsida; Aquifoliales; Aquifoliaceae.
AUGUUGGAGGCAACGGUUUCAUUUUCCGGAGAGAUGAACAUCAUUGUUGGACUUGAAGGUUCCAAUUUCUGGAGAGAGAAUGCGGGAGAGAGAGGGAUCGGGGAAGAGAAUGGGGUAUCGGACCUCUCGUCAUUGCCGGAAAGUUGCAUAUCGGAGAUCAUAUCCUUGACAUCACUCACGGACGCAUGCAGAGCAACAGCGAUCUCAUCGGCGUUCAAGUCAGCUGCUGAUUCCGACACCGUGUGGGAGAAAUUCCUGCCGUCUGAUUAUACGGAAAUCCUAUCGAGGUCCGUCACUCCGGUAGUUUACUCCACCAAAAAGGAACUCUACUUUCGCCUCUGUGACACUCCAAUCCUCCUUGAUGGAGGCAAUCUGAGCUUCAUACUAAAUAAAUGGAGCGGGAAAAAAUGUUAUAUGAUACGAGCAAGAGGGCUUUCGAUUGUGUGGGGAGAUACUCCACAGUACUGGAGGUGGACAUCUUUGCCUGAAUCAAGAUUUUCUGAGGUGGCUGAGCUCCAGGCUGUGUGUUGGCUUGCUAUUGGAGGCAUGAUGCAAACUCAAAUGUUGUCUCCAAAGACCAUCUAUGCAGCUUACCUUGUCUUUAAAAUUGGAGAGAAGAACUUUGGGCUUGCAGUCCAAUCAAAGGCAUCAGUUAGAUUUGUUGAGGAAAGCCAUGAAGGGGCUGAAGUUUUGAACAACACAGUUUACUUGGAAUUGCCUGAACGUAUCGGAGGAUUGCGUAGACGUGUAUCUAGACUACCUACUGGUUGGCGUCCACAGAGGAGAGUAGAUGGGUGGAUGGAGAUUAAGCUGGGGGAGUUUUUUAAUGAUCAUGGAGAUUAUGGUGAGGUGGAGAUGCAAUUUAAUGAGAUCAAACAUGGUCAUUGGAAGAGUGGCCUCAUUGUUGAGGGCAUUGAGCUUCGACCUAAGGAGUAAAAGUAAAUUGAAAAGAGAAGAUAAAAGAGAGUUUCAGAGGAGAAAAUUUGUGAUGGAAGAACUGUUUGGUGGAAGAAACUGAAUCGAAGCUUGAUCCUUCGUCGGUGCACCCAAAGCUUGGUAUAAUGCCAUGUCUACUUGUCUCUCCUCGACCUGGGGUGAUUGUACUUUGAAUCUCCCUAUCGCUUGUUUUUGGGUAAACCAUCGUAAUUUGAUCAUCAUCUAGGAACACAU